Molecule: messenger RNA, 1302 nt
Organism: Saccharomycopsis crataegensis
Lineage: Eukaryota; Fungi; Ascomycota; Saccharomycetes; Ascoideales; Saccharomycopsidaceae
Gene: BOP3
Product: Bop3p
Exons: 1
Coding region: 1-1302 (433 amino acids)
Source: RefSeq, a predicted model, not a curated record
AUGAGUUACGAUCAUAAACCCAAACUACACACUUCUACAAAUUACAGCUAUACUUCAUCAGACACCUCCAGACCCACUAGCAAGAACAGCAAUAAUGCCUAUCCCGAUUACACAACCGCCAACGAUGACCAGUGUUUGCUGUUGGACGGUAUUGACAAAUGGCCCUUCGGUGAAUCAUCGCUAGUCGAACUUAUUGUCCUUAGACAAGAACAAGAACGCACAAAACAAGAACAAAUCAGACUUCAGAAUUUGGAAAGAACCCUCCAAGUGUUGAAAGUAUCUAUUGAGGCUAAAGUCCCAUCACACAUGAUUGCCAAUAUCUUGAACGGUUCUGUUUCUUCUACCACUGCUGCUGAUCCGAGGGUCCCUACACCACCCAAUCAAACCAUGAUGGUUUCUUCGCCAAUUCAAAACCCCCCAUCCUAUCUUCCAACAGCGGUCCAACAAUAUCCCAAACAAUAUCCCCCAAUCAUCACCACAAACCAUCAAAGAAGCUCGACAAUUUCUACCACAAAGGAACUCUAUUAUAAAUCGUCCCCAACUAUAUUGUUGUCUCCCAGCCAUACCGGGCAAAAUGAGACGCCGAUCAAUCAUCAAUACAUCACCCAUAAUUCCCCAUUUAAGUUCCCUAAAAAAUUGCCCUACCCGAUUCCAGAAUCUCAACCGGUGAUGUCGUUCCAACCGCCAAUGUCACCAAUCCGUUCUCCGCUUCGUCAACAGCCCAAGACUAAACCAUCAAUACCCGCAAAUAAAAAUAACGAAACUGUGGGUAUGAGUUCUUUCCAAGGAGUAAUCCAAUUCCAUCAUUGGCAACUGGAAGAUCCGGGAGCAACGAUCCGCAAAGAACAACAAAAAUCAUCAUCAUUACCCUCGUCAUCUGAUAGUAAUGGUACCGGCCAUAGUCGCCAAAAAUCAAACCCUGAGUUGUUGACCCGUUCGAAAUCUCAAACUCUUAGUAAAGGAUCCAAAAUCGCUAAACCUACCGGGGCAAUCAGUCCAACUAAACUGAAUGCUGUCAUUGAUGGUAGUAAUUCUUCUUCACUGUUUCGCAAUAAGAGGAAAGUCGGCAAUCACUCCCGUGCAAAAUCAGAAAUCGUUCGUACUUCGACGAUCAACGAUUUUGGAAAAUUUCAAGUUGGCAGAGAUAAUAUUUUGAACUCCAAGGAUGCCCCUCCAAGGAAACUCCAACCACCAGUUCAGGUUUCUGGACCAUUGCAUAAUAAAGAUCCAAAAUUCAACCCAUUGAAUAAUUUGGUCAGUGCCGCAAUGAUGGAGACACAUCAGUCAGCGGAAAAGAAAUGA